AUGGACGGAGACAAUAAAGAGAUGAGGGCUAUGUACUUCAACCAGGCAGUUACUGAUGAAUAUUUUCGCUCUCUUCCACCUGGUUAUCGUUUCAACCCUACUGAUCAAGAGCUGAUCAUAUAUUACUUAAAUCGAAAGAUAUUGAAUCAGCCGCUGCCCCUGAACAGGAUUCAUGACUUGAAUAUUUACCAAUAUCAACCCCAACAGCUUUCCGAUAUGUACGAAAAAAUUAGAGAAGAUGGCUGGUAUUUUUUUAGUACAAGGGACCGAAAGUACCAGAAUGGUACUCGGCCAAAUCGUGCAGCUCAUGGUGGAUGUGGAUGUUGGAAGGCAACCGGAAGUGGUGUAAAUAUCACUGAUGAAAGUGGUAAAAAAAUUGGACACAAAAGAGUACUAGAAUAUAAGAAAGGGAGACAUCCAAACUACAUAAAAACAGAAUGGAAAAUGCAUGAGUAUACAAUCAAUAAGGAUGAGAAGGAAGCCAUCCCUCUUCCAAAGAAGAAGAAAAAAGGUGAAGGUAAUAUGAAGUUGGAUGUUGUUCUAUGCAAAAUAUAUUUGAAUACAAGAGGCAAUGGUGAUACAAAUAGCGACGGUGCAAUAACCCCUACAGAAAAUUCUGAUCAAGGAAUUAUGAUUACAGAUGCUGGUACAUCUCAUGUCAGAGAAAUAUCAGUACUUCAGCAAAAAGCUGUUCUAGUUCAACCUCUUGAUUCAUCAACGAUAUACAGUCAGCAACCACAAGUCCAUAGUAAUACCACUGGAGGAUUCAACUGUUUGAAUCACAUAUCCGGUUCUUCCGCAAUACCUGAAAAUUGUUUUUAUUCAUCAACUUCUAUGAGCAACGAAGUUUAUGAAUCUACAAAUUGUACCCCUUAUGAUGGCGGGUCUAUGGCAAAUAGAGCUUCCGGCUCCGUGUAUCAGUGGGGAUCCAGCUUCACUCAAUUCCAUCAUCAAAAUUCCAAGUACAACAUGUACUCGGAGCAGAUGCCUUCAUCUUCAUGUUCGCCAGAGAUUUGGACACAGUCGGAGCCUGAAAACCAUGAGAUACCUCCACUAGAUGAUUCAACUUAUGUGUCAUUACCUGCUCAUCAUCAUGUCACAGAAUAUGGGGCUAUUAUUGCCAAUAAUAAUGACGAAGCUGAGAUGAUGCCCGUUAAGCAUGUCAAUAAGGUCGACGAUGUUGAUGAUUAUGGACUACAGUUUCUUAGCUUUCCAGAUGAAGUUCAAGAAGAUAAUCCCAAAACAGACUAA
Messenger RNA from Argentina anserina (silverweed cinquefoil), 1251 nucleotides. Its product is annotated as NAC domain-containing protein 48-like. Gene Ontology annotation, biological process: regulation of DNA-templated transcription. The transcript is spliced from 3 exons. NCBI's taxonomy places the organism in Eukaryota, Viridiplantae, Streptophyta, Magnoliopsida, Rosales, Rosaceae. Gene Ontology annotation, molecular function: DNA binding. The record is from RefSeq and is a predicted model, not a curated record. The coding region runs from base 1 to 1251 and encodes 416 amino acids.